Messenger RNA from Orbilia oligospora ATCC 24927, 765 nucleotides. RefSeq lists its product as uncharacterized. The coding region runs from base 1 to 765 and encodes 254 amino acids. Lineage: Eukaryota; Fungi; Ascomycota; Orbiliomycetes; Orbiliales; Orbiliaceae. The transcript has 3 exons. The record is from RefSeq and is a predicted model, not a curated record.
AUGCCUAUCUACAAAGGUGUUGACACCUCCCUCGUUAUCGACGGGGCGAAAGCCCAGGAGUACAACAAGAGUAUCAAUUACUUUACAUCCACCGUAACAACAUACAUCGUUGCUGAAGAAGGUAGCACAUAUACCAUUGAUUUCGGCAUCUCCAAACGUGAGAUGGGUGCCGAACGCCAUCACAUCCACAUUAUUGUUGAUGGUAAAACCGUAUUGAAGCAAACGUCGUUAUUGGAUGAAUACAAUGUGGACUCGGUGUUCUUUCAAGACCCGAAGAAGUCGGAUUGUGUUAGGAGGGCGAAGUUGAUUUUUGCGGGCCCCGCGGGGUGGAAGAUUGAUGGGAAAUCAGAUCAAAAGGCUACGCCUCAAAAGCUGGGAACCAUCGAAGUCCGAUUAACACGAGUAGAGCUAGAAACGAGCGAGCAUAUAUUUAGCGGAUGUCCAUUUAUCCCUAACUAUACGGAGAACAACGGCUCAUAUCAGACAGAAUAUGAUCUUGGAGAAACUUUACUUGAUCUGCCUCAAUGUGUCAAAACGAUAUCUAUCGAUACUAGGCGUCCUUGGGUUACUUUUAAGUUUAAAUAUGGGUCGAAAGAACUUAUUAAAGCAAAAAAUCCUUUCAGGGGGCUGGUUCCAUGUAGCCAGGGUUCUCCAGGUUCAGGAAACCCUUCGGAUCAAGCUACUGAAUCUCAGAUUAACGCAAAACUCCCUGAGUACGAGCUACCUCCGGAAUAUGAGGAAAUGAUCGCGGAAGAAGAUAGAUAG